This is a messenger RNA of Coturnix japonica (Japanese quail), 4391 nucleotides long. RefSeq names its product FAM161 centrosomal protein A (gene FAM161A). Gene Ontology annotation, cellular component: cilium; photoreceptor connecting cilium; ciliary basal body. The record is from RefSeq and is a predicted model, not a curated record. Lineage: Eukaryota; Metazoa; Chordata; Aves; Galliformes; Phasianidae. Gene Ontology annotation, biological process: cilium organization.
GCUCAGUGCUCAAUGAUUCCACCUCCAAGAGGUAGAAGACCAUUCCUGACCUUAGUUUACCCGUACUCACUAAUAAUCCCCCAUUUGUCUGGAGCUCAAACCUCUUAGAACGGGAGGUGACCAAUGAGCGGAACCAGCCGCGCCCCCUCACACAGCCCCAGACGCCCCGUGCCCUGCAGCCGGCUGCGGUACCGGGCCCUGCGGUACCGGGCCCUGCGGUACCGGGCCCUGCGGUACCGGGCCCUGCGGCCCCGCCUCUCCCGUCCCGACACGUCCCCGCCCCUGCACGCAGCCAUGGAGGCUCCGCACAGCGCGGAGCCGCCCGCCGCCUGCCCCCGUGCUCCCCUGGAGCCGCACAGCCGGGCGCCCGCUGCCCACAACCCACGGGAUCCGCAGCACAGCGCGCAGGGGGAGCUGGGCACAGAGCCGGGCCCUGGCAGCGAGCAGCCCAUCGCCCCGGGCACAGGCUGUGACACACAGACAGAGCUCUCCAAGCUGGGCACCUCGAACCAGGAAUAUUACCUGAAGCUGGAGGAGCUGAAGAAUGCCCACAUGGAGACCAUGGCUAAAUUAGAAAGCAUGUAUCGGAACAAGCUGUAUCUACAAGGAGUGAAGCUUUUGGAGAGGAACAACACUAACAGUGCAACUUCCUAUGUCUGCUGUAGGCCAACCUGGGAGAAGAGCACGUAUCAGCCUCUAAGUCUGCCCAGAUCCUUCUCUGACUCCAGCAUUAGCGAUCCCUUUGGCUCAGGUGUGUCUGGUGAGUCCAACAGAGAACUGCCAUCUGAAGACAGCUGCAGUGAAACCGGAUCAUUGUUAUUUGCUAAGGAGAGGAUUGCAAGGAUGUGGGACGGCUUCUCGGUGGAUGACUACCUUCCCCCCAGGAAGCACAGCCUGCCCAGAGCCCCGGCUGCCAGGACAAGACAGAAGCAGAAGGCAUGGUCACCAAAAGUCACGGUGCCCAAGCCUUUCCAGAUGACAAUUAGAGAAGCCAGAAGAAAAGAACAGAAUGUCAAAUCCAAGUCACAGAUUGAGAUAGAAAAUAACCUACUGAAGAAGCAGCUGGAGGAAGAAGCAGAGUGUCAGAAAAAGUUCCGAGCCACUCCAGUGCCCGCUGCCGUCUUCCUGCCCCUCUACCGUGAGAUCGUGCAAAGGAAUGAGGAGCGCAGGAAGACUGUGAAGGAGAGGAGCAAACUCAAGCUCUUGGCUUCUCAGAAGCCGUUUAAGUUCAUUGAAAGAGAGAAGCAAAGGGAUGAAAUCAGAAAAAUGCAAUUGAGAGACCUCUCUACACCUGAAAGGCAAACAAAACCAUUCAAAGCAAAGCCAGUUCCCAGGUGCGUUUAUAGCCCGUCUGUUAGAGACAAGCUGCAGGAGGAAGAGCUCUACAGAGAAAUCCGGAUUAGAAUGAGAGCUGAGGAGCUGCUGCGAAAUGCAUCUGUGCCCACCAGCAGGCUGGCUUCCAAGGAUGCCAACAAGAAGAAACACAAGUGUGCUGAACCAAAGGAAACGGAGCGCCAACCCAAGGUCCAACACAGCGUUCCAGAUUUUGACCGGCUACACCAGAAGUUUCAGAAACGGCUCCGGCAGCAGCAGCAGGUGAAACACCUCACGGUGUGCGAGCCGUUCCAUCUCCGCACUCCGUACAUUCCCUCAAACAAGGGGAAGGUCUUGAGAGACAUUCAAGAGGAUGAAGAAAGGCUGAAAGAAACACGCUGGCCGUACGCCUCUCCAAGGCGCAGACCCCAAACCAGACAGUCGAGCGCCAACUCACCUCUCUCAGGAUCUGGAGAAUCCAGGUCGCCAAGAGUCACAUGGUCCUCACAACGAAGGCUGCAGGCCCUAAGGAAUUCGCAUGAGGAAAAGAGAAGGCUGGAAGAACAACAGAAAAGGAACAGGACAAAGCAGAAACAAAGAACAAAGAAACUGCAGAAAAUUGUCACGACUCGGGCUGAGGCCAACGACCCCCAUCAGAGCCUCGCUCAGACCUCUAAAUCCAAACUAAAGGCGUUCAGGAACUCCGCCAAGCAGAGAAUGCAGGAGUAUUUGCAAGAGUUACAAGAGAUGGAAGAAAGAGUAAAGCAAAGGCCAUUGCUCUUGGAAAGAGUAACACAGAAUAAUGCCAGAAUAGCUGCAGAAAAAUAUUAUUCUAACAGACUGAGAGCUCUGGGGGUGUGCCCAGACUUGGUUUCCAAGAAAGGACAAACAACUAAAUUGCAAGAGUACUGCAGUGCUGAAGAUUUUGAUGCCAAAGAAAGAGUCAGCAAGGAUCAAGUGAAAGGAAGGGAAUUCUUUGAGGAAACAGCCAGCAUCAGUCCCCAGUCUGAGCAAUCCUUUGAGGAAGAGAAGAUAAAAGGCAUCAGAACUCCCAGCUGGGAUGGUGAAUCUGCUGAGGGGGAGGAAGAGGAAGAGACACCAGCCAGCCCUCAGGUUCAGCAGCCUCACUGUGAAGAGGAGGCCAGAUCCAGCCCCACCUCCAACCAGCACUGUGAAGAAGAGGAGCAGAAAGAAGAAAAGGAGGAGGAAGAAGCAAAGGCAGGCCUUCUGCUUGGCCAUUCCCUGGAGGAAGAGAAUGAGGAAGAAGAGGAUAGGUCAAGACCCAGCUCUCAGUCUGGUCAGUCCAAUGGACAGCAAGAGGAGGGUCAGUCUGACCCCGAAGCUGAGGGUGCUUUCCAGUAUGAGGAUGAGGAAUAUGAAAGUGAUGAUUCUGAUGAGAAGCCCAGUGAUGAGGAGGCUGACUGAAGGGAAGGCAGAUAGGGCAGCCUGGUGCUCUGGAACCUAUUUCAUUGCUGGCAUUGAAAUAGAUACCAAAAUCAUGUCACAGAAUUGUAGGGGUUGGAAGGGACCUCUAGAGAUCAUCGAGUCCAACCCCCCAAUGUUUUUUACUACUAAUAUAAGAAAAACAGUGAAUUUAAAACUCUUAGCUUAACAGUCUUUCCAGCACAGAAAUUGUGUUGAUUUUCCAAUAUGAAAGAUUAAGUUAUUCAUCCCCACCAAGAAAAAAAUCAGUUAUUUUACAUUCCUCUUCUUUAAUCUAGACUUCAGUGCCACCCAUGCACUACUGUUCCUAGAGUUUUCAGCAACCAGUGUUUAAUAAUGUCUUGUGAACUGUGCUGUUAAGUACUGAGGUCUCAGCACAUCCAGCAGUAACUUGCUCUUGCCUCCCCGUUUCAAACACUGAGGCCCUUUUGGGCUCUGUUCCUGCAAUAUCUUCUAGGACGGCAAUGAAGCAACAAGGGUUUGUUGUCCAAGACCUCAGGUUGUGUUUAGUAGAGCAGCUACAAGGAAGACCAUUGUGGUCAGACAAAACAGCCAAGCUUACCUGUUUGGCUCCCCCCUCCUGUCUGCUCCCACCAGCAAGCUGGAUUGGCUCAAUGAUGGGCCAGGAGAGUGCCAGGGUCAGAGGAGAAGGAGGUGACUGCUUCUGGAGGAAACUAGUUGUUAGAUGGGUCAACAUGAAUGUUUUGUGCAGCUAAUAUAGGAAUAGUAUUACUGUUACUGAAGGCUUGGCAUAUAGAGGAGAAAGAAAUGCACUCAAAUACAUUGAGAGCCAUCAUUUUUAGUUUUCACUGAGCUCUAACACUGAUAGAACAAGUGAGGUAGAAGAAUAAAGCUUCCAAAAGUUGUUCUGCCCCUGAUUAACUUGAUAUAAAUGUGAACAGUUGCACAAUGCAGCAUAUGGAGCAGCUGCUGAGGGAUUUUGAUGAUCCCCAUGAAGGAUCUAAAGGACUUACCAUGUUGUAAAGAGCAAACAUUUCAGGGCAGCAACCUGACUUCCAAGCUUCCAAACGACGGGUGAAUGAGUUGCAUUAAUAGGUGUUACUUUUGCUCUGUGUCACUCAUGUCACUCGUUGCUAUAUCUUAAGGAAUGCAACAUACAAAGACAAACAGGCACUCAGUUAGUAUCAUUUGUUUAAUAAAGUCUCCUCUGUUUUUAAAAAAGUGUACAAGACAGCUGUGUUCUGCAUGACAAACAACUAGCAUCUGAUCUUUCCUUUUAAUAACUUAAGCCAUGCAGAAAGACUAGCCUGCCUAACUCAGUGUUACACAGCAGCUGAACAAUAUGCCCAAAUACACACAGACCUUCAUGCUGACAUGGAAACAGGUAGCACGUGACAUCACAGAGUGAGGAUCAAAGUACAAGCUUGCUCGAAUGGUUUUUAGAAUUCAAGUGUAAGUUUAAGGAAAACCCCUGAUUUAUUUUUGAAAUGUAGCUUAUGUACCCAGAGUGAAUGUUCUGCUACAACCUGCCUAUGGCUAUCCUUUAUUCGGCAGCCAUGUGAAAACACAUACACAGAAAUGUUACAAGUCCCUUUUACUACCGGUACUACACAUUAACAACUGAAUCUGAUAGCAUUGCUUUGGUUGUUUCAAUACAGAAUGAUGUAAGUUUC